Hydractinia symbiolongicarpus is the source of this 2824-nucleotide messenger RNA. RefSeq names its product mitogen-activated protein kinase kinase kinase kinase 3-like. Gene Ontology annotation, molecular function: ATP binding; MAP kinase kinase kinase kinase activity. The transcript has 31 exons. Lineage: Eukaryota; Metazoa; Cnidaria; Hydrozoa; Anthoathecata; Hydractiniidae. Gene Ontology annotation, biological process: protein phosphorylation. The record is from RefSeq and is a predicted model, not a curated record. The coding region runs from base 16 to 2520 and encodes 834 amino acids.
UGCUUUAGAAAAUGGAUGGUCACCCUUUUAUUGUUUUAUUUUUUGUUUUAUUUAAGAGGUAAAACUAAUGUAAGAUCCACCACACCAAUGGCUGCACCAAGAAGUACCAAAGCUAAUAUUCAAAAAACAAAGCCAGAAAAAGACUUGGAAUUAAUUCAAAGGAUUGGAAGUGGUACCUAUGGAGAAGUUUACAAGGCGAGAAUUAAAGCAACUGGAGAUCUUGCUGCAGUUAAAAUCAUAAAUGUGGAGCCAGGGGAUGACUUUGAUGUAAUCCAACAAGAGAUAUGCAUCAUGCAGGAUUGUAAACAUGCAAAUAUAGUUCAAUAUUUUGGAAGUUAUCUCAGGAGGGAUAAACUCUGGAUAGCUAUGGAGUUCUGUGGUGGUGGAUCACUUCAAGAUAUAUAUCAUGUAACUGGACCAUUAACAGAAGCAAUGAUUGGUUGUAUAUGUACAGAAAUGUUGAAGGGCCUUGAAUACAUGCACAAUCAAAAUAAAAUACACCGUGACAUAAAAGGUGCAAAUAUUCUGCUGACAACCGAAGGGGAUGUUAAGCUGGCUGACUUUGGUGUUGGUGCUCAAAUAACCUCCACAAUUGGUAAAAGAAGUUCCUUUAUAGGGACACCCUACUGGAUGGCACCUGAAGUAGCUGCUGUAGAACGUACUGGUGGUUAUGAUCAAAUGUGUGAUGUAUGGGCAGUUGGAAUCACAGCAAUAGAACUAGCAGAAAUGAAACCACCCCUCUUUGACCUUCAUCCAAUGAGAGCAUUAUAUUUAAUUUCGAAAAAAAAUUACACCCCUCCUGUUUUAAAGGAUAAAAAUAAAUGGUCCACUUCAAUGAAAGAUUUUGUAAAACUAAGUUUAACAAAGAAUCCAAAGAAAAGGCCACCAGCAGACAAAUUAUUGCAGCACCCGUUUUGUCAAAAUCGUACAGUGCGAAAUACAUUGAGUGAAUUGUUAGAUAAAUUUGAAGGCUUGAAACAGAAAAAGAAAUAUAGAUACAAAGAAGUUGACGACAGCGGUGAGGAGGAACAUGAAGAGAAAAAAGGAGGUGAAGAAAAGGAAAGUACUGUGAAGAGAAUAAAAUCAAAGAAAGAAAAAAACAAAAAAGAAAAAUUAAACUUACCUGAUAAAAACUCUCAACCUAUCAAAAAAGAAACUGAACCAGAAAGAAAGGUGACCCUGCCACAUGAAAAGGAAAAGGGCAACUCAACAUUUUAUGCUAAGGAAUUGGACGAGCCAGAGGAAGUUAGCACAAUAAAAGAGGCACCAAAGAAGCAACUUCGUCCAGCACCUCCUAUUCCCAAAACAGAGCCAGUAGCUGAUCAGCAAUUAUCAACGCUAAAAAAAGAAAGUGCUCCAACGAAAAAAGAAUCGCCGCCACCGCCACCACCUAAGAAGCCUCUACAUCGACCAGCAGCUUCUACUCCGAGCAACGGUGCUCAACCUCAAGCACCACCACCACUUCCACCUCGUGUGCCUACCGAGAACAAAAGACCAUCUUCUGGAUUGUUUAAUCAAAGGACACAAGCUAACUGCUUCUCAAAGAUUUUUAAUGAAUGCCCGUUAAACGCGUUUUGUGCUACAAGUUGGACACAUCCUGAAACUAAAAAUCACCACCUAUUGUUUGCAUCUGAUGAAGGGAUAUAUAGUUUAAAUUUAGAUGACUUACAAAAUAUAGAAAUGUUUCAGAUAUUUUCACGUCCUUGUAAAUGGGUAUACGUUAUUAAAAAUAUUCUUGUUUCAAUAUGUGGUUCACCUUCAUUUGUGUACAUGCAUAAUUUAGUCUCGCUGCAUGGACAGCAAAAUAUCGACCAGUUCAUUCCACUACCUAAGGGAGUUGCAUACACAACAAAAGUACCUGGAACCUCCAAUGCGCAAAAAUGUUGCGUAGUGCACAAUCCAUACAAUAACCAAAUGUAUCUAUUUGUUGGACGAAGAGAGGCUGUGUUAUUGUUGCAAUGGUAUGAACCUAUGCAAAAGUUUAUGAUCGUCAGAGACUUUGAUUGCAAGCUACCUCCCACGUUGACAAUUUUUGAACCGAUUGUGGUCAAGGGUCGUGAAUAUCCUAUUCUCUGCGUAGGAGCUUAUCAUUUGCCAAAUGGCGACAUUUUAAUUGAUAAGUUAGACUUAGAAAGUGGAUCUAACUGGGAGCCACGAACAGAUUGCACGCCAAUUGAUGUCAAGACUUUUUCACAACUGGAGAAAGACGUUGUUAUGAUAGCGUUCGAUAGAAGAGUUAUUUUUACAGACAUUGACGGUAAAAAAUUACGAGUACGAAAUCGGUUAACAGAAUUGAAUUUUGAUUACGAUUUAACUUCGGCCGUUUGUCUACCUGGAACUGUAAUGACAUUUAACACGAAUGGAAUUCAAGGGAAGAGUUUAGUUGAUAGUUCUGUGACAGCUCAAUUUACUGACAGCGCAAGACAGUACAAAUUAUUAGGUUCAGACAGAAUUGUUGUUAUUGAAAGCAAAGUCCAAACAGAGAAUUAUUCCAAUCUAUACAUCUUGGCGAGUGGUUAAUGUCACUGCAACAACACUAUGGGCAUGUUUUCAAGCUAGUUUUAAAUGCUCGUGUAAAAGCACUGAAUAUCCAAGAUGGCGACGCAACUACGACAUCCGUUUGUUGGUUUUGGCCGAACGUGCCGUGGUUGGUUUUGGCCGAACAAUCCAACAAGUUUAAUACUUUAUGUCGACAAAUGACACGGCUCAUUCAUUGAUUGGCUGAUAGUAUUUCUCAUAGUAUGUUUGAAUGUCGGUGUACGUAAUAAUAGCAUAAAAUAUUUUGAAGUUGCUUGAUAAAUAGGCAUAUAUAUAUAUAUAUUUU